AUGAGGAGCGCUAACGACGGAACGGGUAUAGGCCUGGCCAUUUUGGUUAGCUUUAUUGCACUUGGUACUGGACAUGUAUUUGGAACAAUAGUUUCAACAGAAGAUGGCGCCUUGGAAGGAAUUGUUGUACCGUUACAGAAAGGAAACAUUUAUCAGUUUAAGAAGAUUCCUUACGCAAUGCCGCCAGUAGGCCCCCUUAGAUUCAGCAAACCGUUGAAACAUCCACCUUGGAAUAACACACUUAACGCUACAGACUUUGGACCUGCUUGUAUUCAAAGCGGCAGUUUGACACAUCCUGUAUCAGAAGAUUGUCUUUUCUUGAACGUUUAUGUCCCACAUAAACUUUCAACAACAGCCAACAAAUCAGUGAUGGUUUGGAUUCACGGUGGAGGCUAUAGAUCUGGCUCUGGGAUGGAGUAUGACGGUACGUCAUUAGCGCUUCAAGGCGACGUCAUUGUUGUGACGCUCAACUACCGACUCGGUGUCUUUGGAUUUUUCAGUACGGGAGAUUCCAGCGCGAGAGGUAAUUACGGAUUAUGGGAUCAGAUAGAAGCCCUUAAAUGGAUAAAGUCUAAUAUCAAAUAUUUUGGCGGCAAUUCUGAUUCAAUAACGUUGUUUGGAGAAUCGGCAGGUGCUUUUAGCGUUUUCCAUUUAGCUUUGUUUCCAGGGAACCAGAAUCUUUUUCAUCGCGUUAUUAUGCAAAGUGGUACUUUUGGAUUUGUUCAAAAAGAUCCAUUCACGUACGCACAAGCCUUGGGUGAUCAUUUACAAUGCAGUGAUGUUCACAGCACUACUUCAUUAGUUUCGUGUUUACGCGAAGUGGAGGCAACAACGUUACUAACUGGGUCGCACAUUGCAUAUAUGUUUUCUUCACUUAAUGAUAUUUUCGCUAUGCCUUUAGCACCUGUCAUAGACGGAGAACUGAUUUCCGUUGAUCCGCUGUCUUUACUUCGUAAUGAAUCCUCGGAAGAGUUGGCAUUCUACAAAUCGCUCGACGUCAUUUCCGGUUGCAAUUCAGCCGAAGGAUCCUUGUUACUGAUGGUUAUUCCACUAUUUCCAGACUUAUUUUUACCGGCUGGCAACUUGUCGGAAGGAAUUCCAAGCUGGGUUCUGAAGCUCUUUGCUCAAAGCUUAACUGAAACAAAGUACAAUAACGACAGCAGGAUUUUACAGCUUGUAUAUGACAAGUACACCUCAACGGAUAUAGCAGAACAAGGUCGACUCAUUGUCAACUUUUUCAGUGAUUUUACAUAUUAUUUGCCAAUGCUAGAAUCUUUAUUGCUUCAUAAUAGAGGAGGAAACUCACACGCGAAUUCUUUUCAAUAUUUCUUCUCGAAUGCACCACUUGUAGAUUUUGCACUUGGUGUUCUACCGGAAUGGUUCGAAGGAGCUGGUCAUGGAACUGAGAUCAACUACUUGUUCGAUAACUGGGGUUACCUCAGUGGUAACAACAGGGUUCUUUCUACCACCAUGAUGUCGUACUGGACGAACUUUGCAAAUAACGGGUAA
Molecule: messenger RNA, 1509 nt
Organism: Ylistrum balloti
Lineage: Eukaryota; Metazoa; Mollusca; Bivalvia; Pectinida; Pectinidae
Product: carboxylesterase 4A-like
Exons: 1
Coding region: 1-1509 (502 amino acids)
Source: RefSeq, a predicted model, not a curated record